Molecule: messenger RNA, 2349 nt
Organism: Vanessa atalanta (red admiral)
Lineage: Eukaryota; Metazoa; Arthropoda; Insecta; Lepidoptera; Nymphalidae
Gene: Achl
Product: la-related protein 6
Exons: 1
Coding region: 95-1309 (404 amino acids)
Biological process (GO): RNA processing
Cellular component (GO): nucleus
Molecular function (GO): mRNA binding
Source: RefSeq, a predicted model, not a curated record
UCGACUGCGCGCCGCGCGCCCGCAGUUGAACCGCGCUACUGAGCGAGUCGCACGCUCCUGUUAUGCUAAAGUGGUAAUCCCACGCGCUACAAACAUGGAGGGGACCCCUCCCAGCCAGGUCAUGCCCGAGCCCGAUGAGGGUAUCGCUACCGACCGACGCCCGUCCACCGACGAUCAUGCUGACCUAUCUGACACGGCCUCCGAAACCGGGUCCGGUGGAGGAAAAGAUUCUGGCUGCGAAGUUGCUCCCGAUACUCAAGAGCCCCCAUACGCUCCACCAGAUGAGGAAUUAUCGAACCGUAUUGUAUCUCAAGUGGAAUUCUAUUUCUCGGACGCCAACAUCACUAAGGAUGCCUUCCUUCUUAAACAUGUACGUCGCAACAAGGAAGGGUACGUCUCUCUCAAGCUCAUCUCUAGCUUCAAACGCGUCAAGCAUCUGACGAAGGAUUGGCGAGUGGUAGCUGAGGCAUUAAAAAGAUCGACUAAGUUGGAGAUUAAUGAACCUGGAACGAAACUUCGCCGGAUCGAACCACUCCCGGCUUACGAUGAAACUACGCCUUCCAGGACUGUCGUGGCAGUUAGAAUGCCGAUUGAUCGACCAUCAGUCGAAAAUGUAUCAAGGUUAUUUGCAAGUUGUGGUGAAAUUGCACUAGUUAGGGUGCUUAGGCCUGGUAAUCCAGUACCAGCUGAUGUCCGUCAAUUUUUGAAUAAAAAUCCUAGUUUGGUGAACUGUGUGUGUGCUUUGGUAGAAUUUACUGAGUCGGAAGCUGCAAGAAGUGCCCUACGUCUUCAAAGUUCUGAUGAAGAGGGAAUGCGAGUGUACGAAUUAAACGGCGUCCCUAGAGAACCGAAAAGGAAAACGCCUGUUCGUCGCCCAACACCCCGUCGUCACGAAUGCGAAUACUCAUCGUGUUGUAGUGGUUCGGAAGCUGAGUACGAUUACAGAUACACUGCACCAUUUUACAGAAGAAACUCGAGUGGAUUCUUUGCACCACGCUCGCCUGAAAUUCAAACAUGGGUACCGCGUAGACCCUCAACAUGCAGUCACAGUUCCGAUUCCGGAGUUUCCUUCUUCUGUGGGUCGAGACGAGCAUCUCAAGCGAGUACAGGAAGUGCUAGUAGCGCUGAAGGCUGGUUGGCGCGGCGGCUGUCUGGCUGCUCGCUGACUGGGACAGAAUGUGGUGGAAGGAGGCUGUCCUGUACCCCGCGAUUCGAGCCCCGCACACCUGUCGUUCCGGACGGCACACGAGGCUUCCAUGCUGCCGCUCGCCAACGCAGAAUCUCGGACCUCGCGUUGUAUUCUCGCUAGAAAGCGCCCGCCAACCGUGACACCUUUCUAAUCACGUUGGGUAACCACCUUUCACGUUCUGGCCACUUGGUUUUUAAUCUACGAGGAAGCGUUUCGUGUUCGCGUGUUAGAUUCUAAGUUUAUUAUAAAAGAAUGCUUGUAGAGAGUUGGUAUGAUGGAAUGCAUAACUGGUAAUAAAGUUACCUAGUUUUAAAGUCGACUAUCGACUAGUCGACGAUUGUGAUCGAAGCUCAUUUAGAUAGGUUAGUUGUUAAUUUGUAAAAGUUUUUAUUCGUAAUUUAUUAGUAUUUAGUAAUUAUUUAUUGUACCGCGUAUUUAUUGCGGGUAGGGCGCGCGCUGUGGGCGAGUUUUCAUCCGAGUAUGUCAGAGUUGUGAGCACAAAACUCAAUAAACAAAAUCGACAUCGUAACGAAUGUAGACUCGACAUCUGGAAUGUAAAGAUGGAGGUGAUCGGAGACGACAGAGCGUGGAGCAAGUUGCGUAAAUGGAUUGCGAAUUAUAUAGAUGCCCAUUCCAUAUUUACAUAACAUCUGAGAUAAACAGUUAUCUAUGCAAUUUGCUCGCACUCGACCGUUGGAUUCGUGCAAAUGGAAUGCCACAAUGCGCGACGGAACCAACCGUCCUUUUAAACUUUUAUUAGUAUAAACUAAUUAGUAAGAUAACUUAAGUCAGUCGCGCCAUGUCAUGAUAUGUUUUAUUUAAGAUUUUUUAAUAUUAGAUUGUAAGUUGUUGUGAUUUUUAUUGUAUAAUUGCGUAAAAGUGAGAGGUAUGUCGUCUAUUUAGAGCGAAGAUUUGUUUAGUGGCAAAUAUUCAAAUCUCGUUCGAAUUUAGUGAUACAAAUAAAAUUAAUUACUUCUGGCUUAUUUCUUACUUGGAUAUAGUAAGCUAUAUAUCUCACAGCGACUUGUUACUGAGCUUGUGUUACUAUUAUAUUUAUUUCAUUUAUUUAAGAGGAGAUUCGUUUUUUAAUAACAGCACAAUAAUGUUUCCAGGUGUGUAACUCGUUUGCGAUCAUCUUCGCCUUGUAACAUUAAUGUUUU